UCUCCCAAUAAAAAACGCUUAUUGGAUUCAUCCGCUUCCAUCGUGUCAAAACCCUCUCCCCGCUGGUCCCUGCGACGAGAUCGUAAGCGAAGGGAUCGACGAGGGAGACCAGCCUGGAGAUCGAUGUUCGUGAUGACGGCGACGCAACAGACUCAAUAGAGCCACUAUCAUUAUCGACCAUGGACACUGAACAAAAACCAGUUGAUAUCGAUAAUUCAAGUAGACAGAAGCCGGUCAAUGUUGACAUUGCAAGGAAGCAGUCGCCAUCUAUUAAAGAUGAGAAAGUGACAACAUUUGAUGCUUCACAUAAUCCAAGUAACAUGUAUAUCACAAAAGAUGAUAUGCAAGGGAAUUUGGGUUUAUCUGAUGCAAUUGGUGACAAUAACAUGGUGUAUCCACAAGUUACCUUUUCUCCUCAAGCACAAUACUUUUAUGGAGGAUAUGAGAACCCAGCUAUUGACUGGGAAGGCCACUCUCACCUUUUAAAUCUUGAAAGCCUGGAUGUUGGUCAAACUGGUGUCUAUAAUGAGAACCCUUCACUGGUAUACCCUGGUUAUGGUUAUAGCCCUCAGAUGCUGUAUGGCUCAUAUUCGCCUGUCAUGACCGCACUCCCUUCUAUUAGUGGAGAUGGUCAGCUUUAUUCCACUCAACAAUUCCAGUUCUCAGGCGCAUACUACCAACAGCCAUCUCCUACCAAUAUCUCUUCUGCAACUCCAAUUUCACAGGCUGAUUGGACAAUGUCAAUUGAUCAACAAGGAUCAUUCCCUGCUGAUACACUGAAUUUCAAUGCUAACCUAUUCACUCCAACACCUGGGUAUCAUCUGUCAUACAACUCUUCUGGUGGAGAUUGUUUGAGAUUCUCGGAAGGUAUAGGGUCUGCAACUCCAUUAUUAUCAUCAGUUGCAUCACCACAAGCCAUUGCUACUCUCUCUUUUGGACAAAGUACCAUGCCUUUUGGAUUGGGUUCACUGCAACAGAAAUCUUCAUAUGGUUUUGGGUCUUCUGUGGGUUCUCUUGAAAGAGGUUAUCCUCAUGGAGUACAUCACAGUAACAGAUAUGGUACAUCUUUCCCCAACUCAGAGAUCAAGGAUCAAGGAGCUGUUGCUGUCCAGAAAGGUAGGAGGCAAGGAUUAGGAAAUGCUUUGUUGUGCAGUUGCAAUGGCACUCUUGAUUUUCUUAAUGAACAAAAUAGAGGGCCACGGGCUAAUAGGACAAAGAAUCAGAUGACUGAAAAGAUUCCUUUGUUGGAGAAUCCAAAUAAUAGUUCUGGAGGGAUUGAUCAUAAUCUAUAUAAUAGUCCUGACUUUGUUACAGAAUACAAGGAUGCCAAAUUUUUUAUAAUUAAAUCUUACACUGAGGAUAAUGUUCACAAAAGCAUCAAAUAUGGUGUUUGGGCUAGUUCUUCCAAUGGCAACAGAAAGUUAGAUUCCUCAUACCAUGAAGCAAAAAAUAAAGAAGACCCUUGCCCAGUUUUCUUCUUUUUCUCGGUAAAUGCAAGUGCACAAUUCUGUGGGGUAGCUGAAAUGAUCGGACCUGUUGAUUUUGAAAAAAGUGUGGAUUACUGGCAACAAGACAAGUGGAAUGGUCAAUUCCCAGUCAAGUGGCAUAUUGUGAAAGAUGUUGCGAACAAUCUGUUUCGACAUAUUACCCUUGAAAAUAAUGACAAUAAGCCUGUCACCAACAGCAGAGACACCCAAGAGGUGAAACUGGAACAGGGUUUAGAGAUGCUAAGUAUUUUUAAGAAGCACGAAUAUGAAGCAUCAAUUCUUGAUGAUUUUGAGUUUUAUGAGGAGAGAGAGAAAGCCAUGCAGGAAAGGAAGGCCCUCCAGCAUCGGUUAUCUAACUCAGCAAGGCCUGUUCCAGCAGCUUUUAGGGAUGACCAAAGGAACCCUAGCAGCCUUAUCAAUCAAUUUUCAAAAAACUUUGCUCAUGCUCUGAGAUUGGAAGAAAGAGGUGACGCUGAUCUGUCAAAAGAUAAAAAUAAUUCCCUGAGCAUUGGCAUUGCUCCAAAGUCUGAUGAUAUGAUAAAACCAGCAACUGCCAUUGUGACUACAAGCCUUGGUUCAGUGAAGUAGGAAUUGAUGAGCUGCUGAGUAGGUUGCUUUUCAGGUUUGCCUAAAUUUGUUGGCUCGAGUAGGGACGAAAGUAAGCUGAGCCGAGCCUAUCUAUGUUCAAUUCUUUUGUGCUUCGCCAAGAGGUAAAUUCUCAUUUCCCAUAGAUUUACUUUGUAUAACAUUGUUUCUCGUUACACAUUGUGCAAUUGGUUAAACAACACAUUGAUGUGUACAUGCCUAUGGUUGACAUAGUUUCAUAUUUUUUGAGGAUUAUCUCGUUUCUCGUAGGAUUAUGAUACUCUAGAAUGGUGAAAAAAUAUACAAGUCUAUUCUUUUUUCUUAUCAUGGUAAAUGAUCUACCAAAGCAAGGAAAAUGUGAUUAAGCUGAGUACAUGUUUAAAUGGAAUAAAUAUCUUCCUUCAA
Molecule: messenger RNA, 2477 nt
Organism: Zingiber officinale
Lineage: Eukaryota; Viridiplantae; Streptophyta; Magnoliopsida; Zingiberales; Zingiberaceae
Product: YTH domain-containing protein ECT4-like
Exons: 11
Coding region: 180-2075 (631 amino acids)
Biological process (GO): mRNA destabilization
Cellular component (GO): cytoplasm
Molecular function (GO): mRNA binding
Source: RefSeq, a predicted model, not a curated record